AUGGACCCCAUUAGCUUCAAGCUGGGCACCAAGUACCAGUGGGGUUGGCUCGUGAGUCUGCUCAGCGAUCACCCAGAAUGGCUGAAUGCCAAGGUGAAGUUCUUCCUCCCCAACAUGGACCUGGGCUCCAGGGCCGAGGGCCCAGACCCUGCACAGAGGAUCCUCCUACAGCUCAGGGAGCUGCACAGGCAAGGCCAGGCCACCUGGAAGGCGUUCAUCCACUGCGUGUGCAUGGAGCUGGAGGUGCCCCUGGAGCUGGAGGUGCAGCUGAUGAGCACGUGGGGCCACGGAGACGGGUUUCCUGGUCCUUUGGAAAUGGGUGCAGAAAGCCAGCCUGAACCUCAGCUCCACCUGGGCCUCAAGCGGCCUCACCAGAGCUGCGAGUCCUCGCCCCGCCGGAAGCAGCUCAGGAGGCAGCAGCUCGAACUGGCCAGGCGGUACCUACAGCAGCUGAAGACCUGGGCCCAGCAGCGCCAUGGCGGCCAGCUCCCGGGGCCAGGGCAGCCCCUCGCCUUCCCCGAGGCCUACGUGCCCCCCAUCCUGCAGUGGAGCCGGGCCACGGCGCCAUUCCGCGCUCAGGAGGGGGCAGAGGACGGCGCCGACGUGAGGCUUCAGGACCUCUUCGGCCCCGGGGCCGUGGACAGGGGCCCGCGGGUGAUGGUGCUGCUGGGAAAGGCGGGCAUGGGCAAGACCACGCUGGCCCGCUGGCUGUGCCAGAGGUGGGCCACCGGCCAGCUGGACCGCUUCCUGGCCCUGUUCCUGUUCGAGUUCCGCCAGCUCAACCUGCUGGCCGAGGCCCCGACGCUGCCCCAGCUCCUCUUCCAGCUGGGCCUCCGCCCCGAAGAGGAUCCCGACGCCGUCCUGCAGUUCCUGGAGUGGAGCGCCAGGCGGGUCCUGCUGGUCUUCGACGGGCUGGACGAGGCCCUCCACCCCCAGCCCGGCCCCGGGGCGCCCGGCCCGGCCCUCGCCCUCUUCUCCGGCCUGUGCCGGGGGGCCCUCCUGCCCGGCUGCAGGGUCCUGGCCACCUCCCGGCCGGGGAAGCUGCCAGACUGCCUGCCCGCCGAGGCCGCCACCGUCCACCUGUGGGGCUUCGACGGGCCGCGGGUGGAGGAGUACGUGGGCCGCUGCUUCGGCGACCGGCCGGCCCGGGAGGCGGCCCUGGCGGAGCUUCGAGCCAACGGGCGCCUCCGGAGCAUGUGCGCGGUGCCCGCCCUGUGCCGCGUCGCCUGCCUCUGCCUCCGCCACCUGCUCCCGGGCAUGUCUCCGGGUCAGUCGGUGGCCCUCCUGCCCACCGUGACUCAGACCUACGUGCAGAUGGUGCUCGCCCUCAGCCCCCGCGGGCACCGGACCGCCGAGACCCUGAGGGGCCUGGGAAAGGUGGCCCUGGGGGGCCUGGAGGCCGGGAAGGUCAUCUUCUCUGCCGCGGACAUCCCUCCCACCAUGAUGGCCCUCGGGGCCGCCCUGGGCCUGCUGACCUCCUUCGGCGCCUGCACGGGCCCCGGGCAGCGGGAGACGGGCUACGCCUUCACCCACCUCAGCCUGCAGGAGUUCCUGGCUGCCCUGCACCUCAUGGCCAGUCCCACGGUGGACGGCGACGUGCUCGCCCGCCACGUCACCCUCCAUUCCCGCUGGGUGCUGCGGACCAAAGCCAAGCUGGGCCUCUGGGACCACCUCCCCGCCUUCCUGGCGGGCCUGGCAUCCCCCGCCUGCCGUCCCUUCCUCGCGCAGCUGGCGGAGCAGGGCGAGGGGUGGGUGCGCGCCAAGCAGGCCACGGUCCUUCAGGCGCUGAGGAGGCUGGCCGCGCGCAGGCACACGGGGCCGAAGGUGGUGGAGCUGUGCCACUGUGUGGGCGAGACGCAGGAGCCCGAGCUGGCCAGCCUGGUGGCCCGGAGCUUCCCCGGCCAGCUGUCCUUCCAUAACUUCCUGCUGAGCUACGCCGACCUGGCCGCCCUGACCAACGUCCUGGGGCACCGGGAGGCCCCCAUCCACCUGGAGUUUGAGGGCUGCCCGCUGGAGCCCCGCUGCCCCGAGGCCCUGGCCGGCUGUGGGCAGGUGGAGAGCCUCAGCUUUAAGAGCAGGAAGUGUGGGGACGCCUUCGCAGAAGCCCUCUCCAGGAGCUUGCCGACAAUGGGGAGCCUGAAGAAGCUGGGCAGGAAGUAA
Molecule: messenger RNA, 2160 nt
Organism: Pipistrellus nathusii (Nathusius's pipistrelle)
Lineage: Eukaryota; Metazoa; Chordata; Mammalia; Chiroptera; Vespertilionidae
Source: the annotation of a GenBank genome assembly